Messenger RNA from Meyerozyma guilliermondii ATCC 6260, 1521 nucleotides. RefSeq lists its product as uncharacterized. The transcript has a single exon. The record is from RefSeq and is a predicted model, not a curated record. The coding region runs from base 1 to 1521 and encodes 506 amino acids. Gene Ontology annotation, biological process: transmembrane transport. Gene Ontology annotation, cellular component: membrane. Gene Ontology annotation, molecular function: transmembrane transporter activity. Lineage: Eukaryota; Fungi; Ascomycota; Pichiomycetes; Serinales; Debaryomycetaceae.
AUGAGUAAAGCUAUUGAUUCUAAUCUUGAAAAGAAAGCCAAAAUAGUUCCCGUUAAUUCGUUUACUGGCGGUUCUUUUGAACUGUUAAGUUCCCAGAAAGUUAACUGGAGAACAAAGCUCAGAGGCAUUAUUUGGGACUCUCUUGACAAAAGUCCCGAGGAAAGACAGUUUAUAUUCAAGAUGGACUGUUGGGUGAUGUCGUACAUCUGUGUUGCCCACUUUGUCAAAUAUUUGGAUUCUAUGAAUGUGUCCAAUGCUUAUGUUUCGGGAAUGAAAGAAGAACUUCAUUUUGGAGGAUUGCAGUACAACUAUUUAUCCACAUGGUACUACAUUGGCUACAUUAUCGGCCAUGUUCCUUCUCAGGUUGCUAUCAGUUAUAUUCGGCCGUCCAUCUGGUUACCUGCAAAUGAAUUAAUGUAUGGUGCCUUUGUCAUGGGAAUGGCAGGAGCUAAAAACGUCAAAACAAUGUAUGCAUUGAGGUUCUUUGUUGGGUUGUUUGAAAGUUCGUCAUAUGGUGGUAUAAUGACAAUCUUAUCGAACUUUUACUUGCCAGAUGAAUUGGGAAAGAGAACAUGUAUCUUUCAAACUACCUCGAGUGCUGCUCAGAUGUUCUCGGGAUACUUGCAAACGGGGCUCCAUAAAGGAAUGAAUGGUGUUGGAGGACUUGCGGCUUUCCGGUGGCUUUUCAUCUUUGACGGUAUUAUCACAAUACCUGUUGCAAUUGUGGGAUUUUUCGCCAUUCCAGACGAACCUUUGAGCUCAAGGGCAUUUUGGCUCAAUGAGAAAGACAGAAGAAUUGCAAUCGGCCGAUUAAAACGAGGGAACAGAAAUACCAAACCCAAUAUGAAGUUCCAAGAUUUUUUGGACAUGUGUGUGGACUGGCCCAUUUACCUUUUCACGUUGUGGUUAAUUUGCCAUGUGCUCGCAGUUAGACUUUACGGAUACAUGAACCUUUGGUUGAAAUCAACCGGCUCCUUUUCCAUCUCCCAGAUCAACAACUUACCUACGGCAGGUUAUGGGCUUCAGAUCUUCGCAACUUUGUGCUGGGCUUGGCUUUCAGAUGCUGUUGGAAACCGGUGGUCUAUUAUAGCCCUAGCCUGUACUCCUGCCAUAAUUGGGUCGAUAAUUUUGUGGGUUUGGCCAAGCAACCAAAGUGCCUUAUUUGCCGGCUGGUACUUGAUGUUUGCCGAAACCGGCGCAGGCGCCUUGUUCAAUACUUGGAUGUUAGAGACUUUGGGUACAGCCGCGGAACAAAGGUACUUGAUGAUAGGCAUUGUUGAGACCAUUUCGUUUAUAUUCACGGCUGCAGUUCCCAUUUACUUGUAUCCAGCGGAAAAGGCACCCCAUUAUCCUUAUGCCUAUCCUAUUACUUUCAUGUUUUUUACGCUUGAAGCGAUGGUUACCUUGGUGAUUGCUUUGAUUCAAAGGCUUGAAAGGAAGGGGGUUUUAAGAAACAACCAUUUUUUUGUAAAUAAGGCCCAGGAAAUUUUGAUUGACGUGGAACAAGUUAGAAAGCAUUAG